This is a messenger RNA of Astrephomene gubernaculifera, 1018 nucleotides long. NCBI's taxonomy places the organism in Eukaryota, Viridiplantae, Chlorophyta, Chlorophyceae, Chlamydomonadales, Astrephomenaceae. The record is from the annotation of a GenBank genome assembly.
CUCUUUCGGUCAGCAGUUGCUUGUUGACUCCGGGCAGCAACCAUGGCUGUCGGCAAGAACAAGCGUAUCAGCAAGGGGAAGAAGGGAGGCAAGAAGAAGGCCUCGGACCCCUUCGCCAAGAAGGACUGGUAUGACAUCAAGGCGCCGACCAUGUUCAACGUCCGCAACGUGGGCAAGACCCUCGUGACCAGGACGCAGGGCACCAAGAUUGCCUCGGAGGCGCUGAAGGGCCGUGUGUUCGAGGUCUCCCUGGCCGACCUGCAGAAGAACGAGGACGAUGCCUUCCGCAAGAUGCGCCUGCGCGUUGAGGACGUGCAGGGCCGCAACUGCCUCACCAACUUCUGGGGCAUGGACUUCACCACGGACAAGAUCCGCUCGCUGGUCCGCAAGUGGCAGACCCUGAUUGAGGCCCACGUGGACGUCAAGACCACCGACGGCUACACUCUGCGCGUCUUCUGCAUCUCGUUCACGAAGAAGCGCCAGGGCCAGAUCAAGCGCACCUGCUACGCCCAGAGCGCGCAGAUCCGCCAAAUCCGCAAGAAGAUGAUGGAGAUCAUCACCCGCGAGGCGACCAGCUGCGACCUGAAGGACCUCGUGGCCAAGCUGAUCCCGGAGGCCAUCGGCAAGGACAUUGAGAAGUCGUGCCAGGGCAUCUACCCCCUGCAGAACACCUUCAUCCGCAAGGUGAAGGUGCUCAAGGCGCCCAAGUUCGACAUCACCAAGCUGAUGGAGGUGCACGGCGACUACUCGGAGGAGGUGGGCGCCAAGAUUGAGCGCCCCGCUGCCCCCGCCGCCGAGGAGGCCCCCGCCGCGUAAGGUGGCCCGGGCGACGUGCGGGUGCUGCUAGCGCUGCGUGUGCUCUCGCCUCUGGGGCCGAGGGAGGAGCACUGUGGCGGCAGCAGCCCUGCUGUAGCGGCGCGAGUGGAGUGCUGUGUAACGGGACUUCAAAGAAUGACCAUUUUCGAGCGCAGCGCGUCGAGCACUCCAGCAUUGCAUGAAAGCAAAAUGAUCAGGAUGC